CAACAAUAAACUUUUCUGGUGUUGACCGGCCAUCAUCUGAUCCAGUCGCAUCGAAGGGCCGGCGACGCUCUUAGGUCAGCAGCGCCAGCGCCGGAAGGCGGUUGCUCACAGUAUUUAGAUCACAAUGGAAUCCGGAGCAGCCUUCGAGGACGAGCUGAUGCUGAACGAUAACUCUUGGCAACUGGGGGAAAUUGAUCCAAAACGAGCUCGCUUUCCUUGUUGUAUAGUUUGGACUCCUCUUCCUCUCAUCUCUUGGUUAAUUCCCUUCAUUGGUCAUAUCGGCAUCUGUAGAGAGGAUGGGGUGAUCCUGGACUUCGCUGGACCCAACUUUGUUAGCGUCGACAACUUUGCUUUUGGUGCAGUGGCACGCUACGUACCAGUUCACAGAGAUGAGUGUAAGAAGCUGACAGAGCCGGGUGGAGGAAUGACUUGGGAUGACGCACUCCGAAAAAGCACACAAGAGUUUCAGCACAGAUCCUACAGCUUGUUUACCUGCAAUUGUCACUCUUUUGUUGCAAACAAUCUAAAUAGAUUGAUGUACCGCGGACACGACGGAUGGAAUGUGGUAAACAUAGCAGCUUUCAUUUUCUUGAAGGGCACUUGGGUGAGGAGAGCAUCACUACUGCAAACCUACAUACCUUUCCUACUAGUCUUUGGCAUUGGGGUGUUCCUGGGCACAACAAAGUUCUUGUUGGGUAUUUUGGCUUUUGCAGUUGUGCUUAUCGGCUGGUUCCUCAUGGGGACAUAUUGCUUCAAGAAUCUUAUCCAGUUGUAAGCUCGUGGUAUUUUUUUUGAACUGGAUAGUUUAGGUUCAAAUUGUUUUUGUUCUAUCACUUGUCCUUCAAGUGUUUGAAUCUUAUAUGUAUAUUUUUUUACAUGAAUCUUGUCUGAAUUAAACUAA
Zingiber officinale is the source of this 901-nucleotide messenger RNA. Its product is annotated as protein RTE1-HOMOLOG-like. The record is from RefSeq and is a predicted model, not a curated record. NCBI's taxonomy places the organism in Eukaryota, Viridiplantae, Streptophyta, Magnoliopsida, Zingiberales, Zingiberaceae. The transcript is spliced from 3 exons. Bases 125 to 775 code for a protein of 216 amino acids. Gene Ontology annotation, biological process: regulation of ethylene-activated signaling pathway; response to ethylene. Gene Ontology annotation, cellular component: Golgi apparatus; endoplasmic reticulum.